Molecule: messenger RNA, 948 nt
Organism: Ostreobium quekettii
Lineage: Eukaryota; Viridiplantae; Chlorophyta; Ulvophyceae; Bryopsidales; Ostreobiaceae
Source: the annotation of a GenBank genome assembly
AUGGCGGCGAGGGGGCUCGCUGCGGACGCUCGCGGCGUCAUCAUCCUGCUGACGCUGGCGUCAUUGUUGGUCUGCGAGUGUUCGCUGCAUGAGGCUGGUGACGAGUCCAAGUGCCGCCACCGGACCUUUGCGGAAGGAAUCUCAGAGAUUUGGACGAAGCUGGACACGUAUUACAAGGGACUUCGAAUCUCUGCCUUCAUCUGCCUUGUUCUGAUUCUUUCGUCACCGGCUCCUGACGGAACAGAAAAUAAUUCCAAAGAUGGCAUUAAUGAAGUCCAUGGCGAAAAGGCGGAGUGUGCUUCCCAGACACCGUCCGGAAAUUGCCAUUCUGGCGUGGGCGACGGCCAAGAAAUUCCCGACAACCCGUCCACUCCAUGCAUCACUUCUGCUCCCUGCCCGCCCGUGCACCGAGGUGAGACCGUGGCCGCUGGGAGGGCAACAUCCGACGUGCCGUCCUCGGGGGGAAGGGAGGCCAUUGGCAGAACUUACUCCUUUUCCAAGGCUUUGGAGGGCGCCAAGGACAGCGUCGCAGAGGUCCUGUCCGCCGCCCUGCUCAACGCCGACGGCGCCGCCUCGACGAGCGACGUCGCCGCGCGGGCGGCUUGCCAAGUGUCGGAGAUUUACGUCGACUACCACGCCGGCGCCGGGGCGGCGAUCCCGGGGUCCGGCCAAGGUUGCCGCAAGUACGGCAGGGACGCCUGCGCGGAGAUCCUCUACAGUGGCCUGUCCGAGGCGAUGGCAGGAGUUUUUGCGCACGAAGUGACCAGCGACAAGGAAUCUCAGGCGCUGUUUCUGGCCAACGCGCUGGCCGGCGCGUUCGCCAAGGCGCGGCAGGAAGCAAUGGAUGGAAAUGAGUGCGUUGGGGAUGGCUACGUGGCUGCCGUUGCGGUCGCCAUCGCGGCCCCCUUGCAGGAGGGCUUUGCGCUGGCGCGUGGCGACGUGAAAUGA